This is a messenger RNA of Musca domestica (house fly), 5722 nucleotides long. RefSeq names its product tyrosine-protein phosphatase 69D (gene Ptp69D). Lineage: Eukaryota; Metazoa; Arthropoda; Insecta; Diptera; Muscidae. The coding region runs from base 185 to 4597 and encodes 1470 amino acids. The transcript has 15 exons. The record is from RefSeq and is a predicted model, not a curated record. Gene Ontology annotation, biological process: protein dephosphorylation. Gene Ontology annotation, molecular function: protein binding; protein tyrosine phosphatase activity.
UAUAUAGUAGUGUUCUAAAAAGUGUAUAAAGCAUCUCGGUCAACAUGUUUGUGUAUUUAACUGAAAUUCUUUAUUUUGUUUAGAUAUUUAUAAUGAAAUGUUUAUAGUCGGUAUAUACCAUAUUAAAAAAUUAUUAAAGUUAGUUGAGCAUCUAUUUGAUAUAUAAUUCGUUCACGUUUGCAAUAUGGUGUCAAUGAAAACAUGUGAAGCCCGAUGUAUUGCCUUUCUGGCCAUAAUAAAUGUGAUUUAUUUUUGUGCUUUUGUGAUUGGUUGUGAUUGUAGGACAUUAAAGGAGGAAGGAAUUCAAAUUGUCAACAUCGGUGAAAAUGUUACAAUAAAAUGCUAUUCAAGUAACAAAAACGUAACAUGGAAGAUGAAGAAUCAAACUAUUGGCAUGGAUAACCAAAGAUUUGUCCGCGGCAUAUCCAAAACAAAUAAUUCGAACGAUAUAUCAGAAAUGCAAGAGAUGUAUGAAUUUUACUUAACCAUAACUGAAGUUCGAAUAAGUGAUGAAGGCAUUUACACCUGUGAGUCUAUGGAAACUGGUUUACUCAGCAAAAUAUACAUCCAGCCAUACUUGAAUACCAAAAUUGUUACUCCUAAUGGACAAAAAGUUAAACAAAAAAUUGGAAACCCUGUGAAAUUGUAUUGCGAAAUCGAAAUUUAUCCACAAAAUCAUACACUAAAAAAACAACUCAAGUGGCUAAAGGAUGAAAAUGCAUUUAGCUUCUUGGAUCAGUCUUCAAGUAUUGAUCAUGUGAACGAGACGUAUGUAAAUUUCACGUUAGAACUAACAGAAGUCUAUAAAAAAGAAAAUGGAUCGUACUCGUGCGUCAUAUAUGGUCUUAACGGGGAUGAAGUAACAAGAAAUAAUAUCGCCCUUCUGGUUAUGGAUGUGCCAAAAGUUAGCAUUGACUAUGUAAAAGCUGUUGGUGCCAGUAAGAUUUAUUUGAAUUGGACACUUAAUGAUGGAAAUGAUCCCGUUCAAAAGUACUUUAUCCAGUUUUUACAAGAGGGCAAUCCAGAUUUAACAUACUAUAAGGACGUUAUUGGUGGGGGAAACACUUCUUACGUUUUGGAAAAUUUUUUGCCAAACACUAGUUACGUACUGAGAAUGUCAGCAAAAAAUAGCAUUGGUAGUGGUGCACCAUUCCAAUACCCAAUGCCUGUCCAAACAUUGGAAAAGGAUCCAAUUUUUAUACCUAAAGUAAAAACGACAGGAAGCACAGCAUCCACAAUAACAAUUGGUUGGGACCCUCCCCCAAUCGAUUUGAUUCCGUACGUUCAAUACUACGAAUUAGUUGUGGCAGAGGCAGGAGAAACGCCUAAAAUAAUUGAAGAAACCGUAUAUCAACAAAAUUCUCGAAAUCUUCCGUAUAUGUUCGAUAAUUUAAAAACUGCUACAGAAUAUGAGUUUAAGGUACGAGCAUGCAGUGACUUAACGAAGAUGUGUGGACCAUGGUCAGAUAUAGUAAAUGGAACUACAAUGGAUGGGGUUUCAUCACAGCCUUUGGAUCUCACAGUCACUUGCAUUCACAAUAACAUGUCAAAAAUAAACACUGUUGAUAUUAGUUGGCGGUAUCCCCAGAAACCAAAUGGUAAAGUCGUCUCAUAUCAAAUUCAUUUAGAAGGGGUUUCCGCUUAUAGACUAAAUGGAAAAAUGCAAAAUGAAACUUGGGGGCCAAAAAUUAGACGCAUCGAUGAACCCCAUCACCACACCAGUUAUGAUGGCGUUGUUUCAAACACAAACUAUACUGUUACUAUAUCGGCAAUAACACGACAUCGAAAAAUUGGAGAGUCUGCAGAAGGUACAUGUACCAUGCCAGUGUCUGUGCCUGACGUAAUUAGUAGAGUCAUUUGGACUAAGGUUCGAGUAAAUAAUAACAAAUGUGUAUUUAAGGCCUUUAUACCUCGUGUAAGCGAAAGAAAUGGCCCAAUAUGUUGCUAUAGACUGUAUUUGAUUCGAAUGAAGUACAAUAACGUUGAAUUACCUCCGCCAGACAAAAUCAACAUAUCAACGUACCAAGAAGUUCACGCUGCAAAUAAUUCCAUGGGUGGUGCAUAUCUGGCGGAAAUGUUUUCUGGAGACAAUUUUAAAGCGGAAAUAUUUCUUGGUGACGGAAAACGGUUUUUUGAAUAUACAGCCCACAGCAGUAACGACGUGGACAGCGCCUGCUUCAAAUGUUUGGAAGGUGAAAACUUAAUAAUGAGUAGUCCAAAAACAAUUGCAGCGAAAAAUACAUCAAAUACAUACAGUGAUCCAGAUCACAGUCAUCACGCUGAACUUAGCAAUGCCAGUAAUCUUACUGAAUCAGCAACACAAAUUUUGGGAACCAGAAGAAAACGGAGAGAAAAUUCUCAUAUCAUUAUGGAACGCGAUGAUAAAAUGCAAUCGGAUAAUCAAGCUACGGAAUAUACAAUUCAUGGAAAUAUAUAUGACAUAUACGACGGCGAAAUUGAUAUGAAUAGCGAUUAUACUGGUUUUUUGGAAGUUAUUGUUCGCAAUAAUACAUCAGUUCUGAGAGCAUAUAGCAGUUACUUCGAAAUUAUAACACCUAGUUUGGCCGCCGAACAAAUGUAUACAGAAAGUGGAAUAGCAUUAAUAGCUUUAAUAAUAAUGCCUUUCGCAAUAAUAAUUGGUAUCGGUCUGAUAAUAUUGUUAAUAUUUUGCUUCGUUUACUAUCGAUUUACGGAGAAAAAUUCUGGAGGGACUGAAGAAGUUAUAAGUUUAAGAGAUUCUUUAAGUCGUGUUCUAUUUGGCGGUCGAUCAGGCAAUCAUAGACAUUUCAUUGGCACAAGCAACGGGAAAAUAACGGAUGUGGGACCGAUUCAUAAAUCAGAUUUGUAUGUUGCAUAUAAAAAUCGCCAUAAAGAUACAGAUUAUGGAUUUUUGCGGGAAUAUGAAAUGCUACCAAACCGAUUUAAUGAUCGGACAACUAAGAAUUCUGAUAUGAAAGAAAAUACAACGAAGAAUCGCUAUCCUGAUAUCAAGGCUUAUGAUCAAACCAGAGUCAAACUUUCUCAAGUAAAUGGUAUUCAGGGCUCCGACUACAUAAAUGCAAAUUUUGUAAUAGGGUACAAGGAAAGAAAAAAGUUCAUAUGCGCACAAGGUCCAAUGGAAUCAACAAUUAAUGAUUUCUGGAGAAUGAUAUGGGAACAGCAUUUAGAAAUAAUAGUAAUGCUUACAAAUUUAGAAGAGUACAAUAAGACUAAAUGUGCUAAGUAUUGGCCGGAAAAAAUUAUGGAUUUAAAGCAGUUCGGUGAUAUAACGGUGAAGUUCGUAUCGGAAAAGAAGCAAGGCGAUUAUUUAAUUCGGAUACUAGACAUAUUUAAGAGAAACACAUUAAACGUCGAAGAGGAAGAGAGUAGACAAAUAACACAAUACCAUUACUUAGUUUGGAAAGAUUUCAUGGCCCCAGAACAUCCACAUGCUCUAAUAAAAUUUGUACGUCAUAUAAACGCUGUCUAUUCAGUGCAACGGGGUCCAAUAUUGGUUCACUGCAGCGCAGGAGUCGGUCGAACCGGAACAUUGGUGGCAUUAGAUUCUUUAUUGCAACAAUUAGAAGAAGAAGACCAAGUAUCAAUAUUUAAUACAGUUUGUGACUUACGCCAUCAAAGAAAUUUCCUUGUUCAAUCAUUGAAACAAUACAUAUUUCUGUAUAGAGCGUUAUUGGACACUGCACACUUGGGAAAUACGGAGAUAAGUGCCAUUGGCUUAUCAAUGACUGUGGAACAUCUCAAAUCCAAGACGGAGGAUGGCAGGGAAAAGUGUAAAUUGGAACUGGAAUUUGAGAAACUUCAAACCAUAAAUGAUGAAACCAACAAGACUUGUUCUGUUGGUGGAAGUGAGCAUAAUGCGGUGAAAAAUCGAAGUGAACUUGUUCUUCCAUAUGAUCGGAACAGGGUUAUCCUUUCCCCAAUGCCAAACAAAGAAAGUUCGACUUAUAUUAACGCAUCAUUCAUCGAAGGCUAUGAUAACACUGAAAAUUUUAUUAUAACUCAAGACCCAAUGGAUACCACCAUUGAAGAUUUUUGGAGAAUGGUUCUGGAACAAAGUAUAACUACGAUAGUUAUGCUAUCGGAGAUUGGAGAUGGCCCGAGAAGAUGCCCUAGAUAUUGGGCCGAUGAUGAAAUCCAAUUUGAUCACAUUGUUGUAAAAUACAUGCAAAGUGAAAGUUGUCCAUAUUACACACGUCGAGAAUUUAACGUGACUAAUUGCAAAAUAAAUGACACACUUAAAGUAACACAACUGCAAUAUAAUGGCUGGCCUACAGUAGAGGGAGAAGUUCCAGAAGUUUGUCGCGGUAUAAUAGAACUUGUUGAUCAGGCUUUGAGCAACCAUAACAAAGAGAAAAAUGUAGGGUGCAAAUCACCACUUACAGUUCAUUGCAGUUUGGGGACUGACAGAAGCUCUAUAUUUGUGGCCAUGUGCAUUCUUGUGCAGCAGCUGCGAAAUGAAAAGUGCGUCGAUAUAUGUACAACGGCUAGGAAAAUAAGAUCUCAAAGACCAAGGCUUCUCGACACAUAUGCACAAUAUGAGUUCCUAUAUCGCGCUAUAGUCAACUACGCCGAUCUCCAUAAAUUAUCUUCUGAAUAAACGUAAUCGCAUCUGCUAUAACUAAACAAAGGAGAAGCCAUUUAUCACUUAUACUCAAAUAGAUUUAAUAUUUUAUAUAACACCGAUCAUUUUGUAUAAAAUCUCAAGAUAAUUUUGUAAGUUCAACAUACCAUUAUAUAUUAUUCAAUCUUAUUCAACUACUGGUAGCAUAAUGUGUUAAGCGGAUAACCAAAGGACUUUAAGUGUAAAAUUUUAUAUGUAUAACAAAUAAAAAGUUUUAUACAGAAAUUUGUUUAAUUAACUAUAAUAUCAUGUUUUUGAUAUCAUCUGAAACGCAUGCCUAGAAUGAUCCGAUUGAAUUUUAAAAUGCAUAUUGUUAAAUGAUUGGAGAUGGCCCGAGAAGAUGCCCUAGAUAUUGGGCCGAUGAUGAAAUCCAAUUUGAUCACAUUGUUGUAAAAUACAUGCAAAGUGAAAGUUGUCCAUAUUACACACGUCGAGAAUUUAACGUGACUAAUUGCAAAAUAAAUGACACACUUAAAGUAACACAACUGCAAUAUAAUGGCUGGCCUACAGUAGAGGGAGAAGUUCCAGAAGUUUGUCGCGGUAUAAUAGAACUUGUUGAUCAGGCUUUGAGCAACCAUAACAAAGAGAAAAAUGUAGGGUGCAAAUCACCACUUACAGUUCAUUGCAGUUUGGGGACUGACAGAAGCUCUAUAUUUGUGGCCAUGUGCAUUCUUGUGCAGCAGCUGCGAAAUGAAAAGUGCGUCGAUAUAUGUACAACGGCUAGGAAAAUAAGAUCUCAAAGACCAAGGCUUCUCGACACAUAUGCACAAUAUGAGUUCCUAUAUCGCGCUAUAGUCAACUACGCCGAUCUCCAUAAAUUAUCUUCUGAAUAAACGUAAUCGCAUCUGCUAUAACUAAACAAAGGAGAAGCCAUUUAUCACUUAUACUCAAAUAGAUUUAAUAUUUUAUAUAACACCGAUCAUUUUGUAUAAAAUCUUAAGAUAAUUUUGUAAGUUCAACAUACCAUUAUAUAUUAUUCAAUCUUAUUCAACUACUGGUAGCAUAAUGUGUUAAGCGGAUAACCAAAGGACUUUAAGUGUAAAAUUUUAUAUGUAUAACAAAUAAAAAGUUUUAUACAGAAAUUUGUUUAAUUAACUAUAA